GAAAAUUCAGUUACAAGGUGGCAUCACUUCUAUUGCACUGCGAGGAGAAGGACACCAGUUUUUUGUAGGAACAGAAGAAUCACACAUUUAUCGUGUCAACUUCACAGAUUUCAAAGAGACUCUCAUUGCAACUUGUCACUUUGAAGCUGUCCAGGACAUUGUCUUUCCAUUGUGUGACCAGUUUGGGGAAUCAGGGGGAAAGAAGCACAUGAUUACUGGAACGUGGGACGACGGCAAAAUCCGAGCCUUUGCCCCAGAGACAGGCCGACUGAUGUAUGCCAUUAACAGUGCUCACAGGAUCGGCGUGACGGCCAUCGCUACCACCAGUGACUGUAAAAGGAUCAUCAGCGGUGGUGGGGAAGGGGAGGUGAGGGUGUGGCAGAUAGGCUGCCAGACCCAGAAGCUGGAGGAGGCCCUGAAGGAACACAAGUCCUCCGUGUCCUGCAUUAAGGUGAAGAAGAACAACGAGGAGUGUGUCACAGCCAGCACCGACGGGACUUGCAUCAUUUGGGACCUCGUGCGUCUUAGGAGGAAUCAGAUGAUCCUGGCCAAUACGUUAUUUCAGUGUGUGUGUUAUCACCCUGAAGAGUUCCAGAUCAUCACCAGUGGAACAGACAGAAAGGUUGCUUACUGGGAGGUAUUUGAUGGGUCAGUAAUCAGAGAGUUGGAAGGUUCCUUGUCUGGAUCAAUAAAUGGUAUGGAUAUCACACAGGAAGGAGUGCACUUUGUCACAGGUGGAAAUGACCAUCUGGUCAAAGUUUGGGAUUAUAAUGAGGGUGAAGUGACUCACGUUGGGGUGGGACACAGUGGUAACAUCAUGCGCAUCCGGAUAAGUCCAGGAAAUCAAUAUAUUGUUAGCGUAAGUGCCGACGGAGCCAUUUUGCGAUGGAAGUACCCAUAUGCCUCCUGAAACACCCGGGACCUCCCCAGCCAGGACAUCACAUGCAGUCCUGUUGAACACUCAGUUGAGAUAACUCCAACUCUAGUCUUGAUUUCUUGCAUCUGUUUUUGUUUAGUUAAAAUAUUUGAUCCCUAAAUUUCUCCUUUCCCUUAUAGAAUACAUUUUAUAUUCUUAAAUUGUAUAUAAAACUGAAACACGUUCAAGAAUUUUUUUUCCAGACUGUAAU
Molecule: messenger RNA, 1127 nt
Organism: Galeopterus variegatus (Sunda flying lemur)
Lineage: Eukaryota; Metazoa; Chordata; Mammalia; Dermoptera; Cynocephalidae
Gene: CFAP52
Product: WD repeat domain 16
Exons: 7
Biological process (GO): cilium assembly
Molecular function (GO): protein binding
Source: RefSeq, a predicted model, not a curated record